Coccidioides posadasii C735 delta SOWgp is the source of this 5028-nucleotide messenger RNA. Lineage: Eukaryota; Fungi; Ascomycota; Eurotiomycetes; Onygenales; Onygenaceae. The record is from RefSeq and is a predicted model, not a curated record.
UUUUACCUCCUCUCUACCACUUCUUUCUCUUCAAGAGAGUGCUAUCCUUAUCGCAAGUGUCUUGUCUUCCUGGCGUCUGCCAUGUAAUUUUAAUCUUCGCUUCGUCUGUUUGGCAAAACGCUUUCUUCUUGAGAGACGGCAAUUAGACACCAUACCGUAUUCUCCUCUCACUCCGCUGGACCACCGGUUGCCUGCCUGUCGCUUCUGUAAACUCAGCGAGACAUCUUUCUAUCGUCAUGAAUCCGUCCAACAAAGAUGGAUGGCAUUCAGGGGCUAGCGGUCCGCAGCCGCAUCCUGCAGUAGAACAGCUCGGGCAGCAGUCGAACAGGCCUCUCGGCUAUGGGCCCCUAUCAUGCAGUUAGCCAGCCUUCUAGCCACACACUUCCCACUCUAGCAGACCUGACGCAAGGUGCCAAUGUACCACCUCCAUCACAUCAGCAGCCGCCAAGAUACGCGCAACAUCAACAACCAUCCCUGGGGGGUUCACAUUCCCUUCCCGGCAUUAGUCAAUCGAUCCAGCAUUCCUCACCGCAGUCAUCUAUCAACCGAGAUAGAGAGAGAGAAUCUCGGGACAGGGACAGGGACAUUCUCGAGAGACAGCGCGAAAUGCAGCGAGAGGAGGAGAUGAUGCAACGGGAGCGUGAGAUUCGCGAAAGGGACCGCGAGCAUGCAGAGCGGUACCAUCGCGAACAGCAGCAACAACAGCAACAGCAGCAACAUCAUCCCGUUCAAAGCCACACUGGCUCCAUUCCAAUACAUCAGCCUGUCGCCUCCAAAGUUCAAAAUUCGAUCCAUGGUCCUAACGGAUUGCUUUCGAAUCUUGGUGCGACCACUGGCCCAAAUGCACCCCAGAAUGCUCUUCAGGGUUCUAGCGUCCCAGGAGGUUUGUUCGGCGGCCAGAUGCAGCAUCCAGAUGGACCACCAAGACAAUAUAUGCCCGUCCAAUCUCAGUCCCUGUUAUUUGGUGGGAAUGCGCCCUCGCAGAUCCCAGGGAGUGUUGCCGCAUUGGCGCAAGGCCAGCAACCUAUACUUAAUGACGCUCUCAGCUACCUUGAUCAGGUCAAGGUCCGAUUCGUCGAGCACCCGGAUGUUUACAAUCGGUUUCUUGACAUCAUGAAAGAUUUUAAAAGCCAAGCCAUUGACACCCCUGGAGUUAUCCAACGCGUCUCGACUCUUUUCAACGGACAUCCCACUCUUAUUCAAGGAUUCAAUACCUUCCUCCCACCCGGGUAUAGGAUUGAAUGUGGGCCAGACGACAAUCCGGACGCGAUUCGCGUCACCACACCCUCUGGAACGAUCUCCAUGUCUGCGGGCCGUCCAGCUUUGGAGGCUACCACUGAAUCUGGACAAAGUGGGGGUUUAAUUCCUCCGAGUCGCACAGAGUAUUUUGAGCAAUCCCGUCCAGGGUGGCAGCCCGGGCACGAACAGCAACAACAGCAACCUCAGCAGGGCCCAAUGCCUGGUGCUGUUGGCUCUUAUUCCCCAAGUGGCAGAAUGGUUCCACCUCAGUAUGGCCAGCAGGGUGCACAGGGUCAGCACCACGAAGGUUCAUACGAGUAUCAGAGCCAGCAUGAGCAGCCUACCCCGGCAACAAAUGCUGCUCUGCUCCAUCAACAAGAACAGCGCGGAGUGUCUCAGUUGCAGAACGCCGUCUCUGUCGCGACUGGAGGCGCCGGGCGAUCGAUGAUGCAACUUCCUCCCGGUGGCAGCCAGACACCUGGCCCUAAUCAACCCGCGACUUCAUUGGCAGGAAUGGGCUCUGGUGUUCUUCAAGGAACUCAGAACGAGGCUACUCGACGAGGCCCCGUCGAAUUUAAUCAUGCAAUCAGCUACGUUAACAAAAUCAAGAAUCGAUUUGCGGACUCUCCUGAGAUAUACAAGCAGUUCCUCGAGAUUUUGCAGACCUAUCAAAGGGAAUCCAAGCCGAUCCAGGAUGUGUAUGCGCAGGUGACCGUUCUGUUCAACUCUGCCCCGGAUCUCUUGGAAGACUUCAAGCAAUUUCUUCCCGAAUCGGCAGCCCAAGCGAAGGUUCAAGGGCAAGGCCGCCAAGAUGAGGUUCCUAUUUCUGUGAGCAACGUUCGCGGAGAGCCUGGUUAUAGCUCUGCUGCCCUCCAGAGCCAGUCCUCUAGGGACACUGUCAAGAUGCCGCCUCUGGGUCAGUUCAGCGUUAAGGAUUCGGCAAAGGAAAGCAAGAAGCGGCGCGGUGGUCCUGGUGCGCAAGCUGGUGCGACUUCGAUCGGCGCCCCUGGCCCAAUGGAAACUUCUGUUGGAGGACCGGCAAGCAAGGUUCAAGCAUCCCAAAUUGGAAAUGUCAACAAGAGAACGAAACUUACGCAUAAGCCUGCACCACCUGAGGCUGCGCCUGCGAUAUCUCCCACGCUUGUGCCUGCACCUCCAGAACCCAUCCCACCAACCUUUACACUCUCAGCAUCUCAAGAAGAAUACGCCUUUUUUGACCGUGUCAAGAAGUUCAUUGGCAACAAACAAAUAUUCAGCGAGUUCCUCAAGCUGUGCAACUUGUAUUCUUCAGACUUGAUUGACAGGAAUGUCCUUGUUAACAAAACAGCAGGGUUUAUUGGCUCUAACCAAGAGUUAAUGAAUUGGUUCAAGCGAUUUAUGCACAUAGAACCAAAAGACGACAUCAUCGAGCCGAAGGCCAAGGACGAAUCUGGAACUGUCAACCUUGCGCAUUGUCGAGCCCUUGGGCCUAGUUACCGGCUUCUUCCAAAACUCGAGAGACAGAAGCCCUGCAGCGGCCGUGACGAGCUCUGCCAAAGUGUUCUGAACGAUGAGUGGGCAUCGCAUCCAACAUGGGCAUCAGAAGAUUCUGGUUUCGUUGCACAUCGAAAGAACCAGCAUGAAGAUUCUCUGCACAGGGUCGAGGAAGAUCGUCAUGAUUACGACCACUAUAUCGAGGCUGGAAUUCGAACCAUACAGCUCAUGGAAGCUUUGUUACAACAAAUCUCAAUUAUGACAGAGUCAGACAGAGCCAAUUUUAAAUUACCACCAGGACUCGGUGGGCAAAGCGAGACGAUUUAUAAGAAAGUUAUCAAAAAAGUUUACGAUAAAGAAUACGGCCUUCGCAUUAUAGAUGAGCUAUUCGCAAACCCAAGUCAGGUUCUUCCUAUCGUCAUUGCUCGUCUGAAGCAAAAGGUUGAAGAAUGGAAGCUCAGCCAACGCGAGUGGGAGAAGGUCUGGCGGGAGCAGAUGCAAAAGGGAUACUGGCGAAGUCUUGACCAUCAGUCUUCUAUCAACAAGAAGGACGAUAAGAAAACUCUCACGACUAAGCACUUCCAGGCGGAGGUUCAAGCUAAAUUUGAAGAAGCAAGAGCCCUUCGCCGAAGCGGAUUCCCGGUACUCAGCUACCAAUUUAAACAUACCUUUGCGGAUUCCGAAGUUAUCCUCGAUACCACCUAUUUAAUCCUCUGUUACAUUGACCAUAAUUCAGCGGGUUUUGGCGCUGAUCCGCAGAAAGUGAUGAAUUUCGUCAGAGACUUCGUCCCGAUAUUUUUCGGUAUGGAUCGAGACGCAGUUAGGACUUAUCUAAGCGAGGUUUACGAUAGCAGUCCUGCAAGUGAGGAAAUGGAUCAUGACAGUAUCCCAUCCGACGAGAUGAAUGGUACUCGCGUUCGCCGUGCGGUCAACAGCAAGAAACUGGACCUCCUCCGCGAAGUGCUUGAUAAUCGGGUUGACAAGGUCUCGAGGCUAGACGGAGAAAGAAGUACUGCAUCGAUCAGUCGGUUCUCAACUCCAGGUCUUGGAUCCGCAACCGAAUCUACCCCAGCUCCCGACUCUAAUUGUACUUUUGAUUCCGCUGAGUUGCAGUGGAUGGACCAUCCUAGUCAAGGAAACUUUAAUCAGCAGCGUGAAUACCCGUUGAAUGAACCCUACAAAAAGAAGGUCCAUCACCUGUAUGGGAAUCUCACAAUCUACUGCUUCAUUCGUACUUUUGAGAUGCUAUAUACUCGUCUGUUGCACUUGAAGGGAGGUGAAGAAGCUGCCCAUGAGGAAUUGCGUCGUGCGAUGGCCCCCAAAGCAGCCUACGACUUGGGAAUGAUCGACAAGGCGCCCAAGGAAUUCUUUUACGAUACGGACCCAAAAGCAAAUCUUUACCAUCAAAUGGUUCGCAUGUGCGAGGAGCUGGUGAAAGGCCACUUGGACCCGGGCCACAUGGAAGACACCUUACGCCGCUUUUACAACAGAAACCGUGGCUGGGAGCUCUAUACCCUUGACAAAUUGCUCGGCGCUAUCGCGAAAUUUGCAAGUAAUAUUUUCAACACCGAUCCCAAGGACAAGAGCGCGGACAUUGUCAAUCUCUUCUUCAAAGAACGCGACAAGGAAGAAACGACGCAUAAUCAUGAAAUUCAAUAUCGCAAGCAGGUGGAGAGAUUGAUAAAGGAUGGAGAUAUUUAUCGUAUAUCUUAUUUCCCGGCCUCGAACGCCGUCACGGUACAACUCUUAACCACCGAAGACAGCACCCUUGAGAGCGAUGACCUCACACCCGAGGCGAGAUGGUCGUAUUAUGUCUCUGCAUAUAGCAUGCGUGAUCCCACCGAGGGGGUUAUAUUUUCGGAUAUGCGCAUUCCAUUCUUGAAGCGCAAUCUCCCUCCCAAGCUGGACUCGGAUGAAGAGUACAACCAAUUUUACAAGCCCUUGAUCAGUCACGAGGGAUUGGUCAUUCGGGUCUGUGCAAACAGCUAUCAUAUCCUCUACGAACCGGGUACGGAAGAAUGGUGGUGCCGUCUUACCCAGUCGAACGAUGCUGAGCAAGAAGCUUCGCAGAAACUUGCUGCAGUCAAGGAGAAGCGCAGAAACCGCUUCGAAGAGAAGUUUGUGAAUAACUCGCGGUGGACGGAUGGCCUUAGCAAGGUUGAAGUUGACGAAUUCAAUCAGCGGUUUAGAUCCUGGAUUAAAGCUCAAGACCAGGAUGCCCCGAAUGUAGAGAAAAGUCAAACUAGAACCUCUGAUGAUCAUCGCGAGAAAGAGGACGAGGUAAUGACUGAUGCUGAUUGAUCUUUCGAAGUUUCC